UACCUAAUUACCAUGCGAGAAAGCCAGUACAAAUAAGCUGUUUUUGAUUAUUCGGCUUAUCACACAUCAAGAAUCCCAAAUGAGUACAUCUCCCGCCAAAAUCAUUUAAAGUAAACGACUUCGGUUCAGCGAGCACUUCAUUUAGAUUUCAACUUCAACUUCGCUAAAUCUUUCAAAAAUAAAAUAGAGCUAACAAAAACACCCCCGACAAAACUUUCAUACGUAGCCAAAAUGAAAACAGUCUUCAUGGAUGAUUUAUCUGAAAUUUUGCACGGCGAAGGGGCCACUACAUUUCGAAACUUUUCAAACGAGGAAACCGAAAUCGCAGCUCGAGUCAAGCGCACAUACUUCGAAAUGCAUACUUUUCAAACGGUGGAUUUUGUUCGAGGACAACAUAAAAAGUGGUUGCAAUUUAAUCACGCCGAGCUGACGAUCAUGGAAGCAUUAGACAUUCUGAAUAACAUAAUUGAUGAAAGCGACCCCGAUACUGAUGUGCCAAACAUAGUUCAUGCUUUUCAAACUGCCGAGCGUAUCAGAGCUGAUCAUCCAGAUAAACCCUGGUUCCAGCUGACUGGAUUGAUUCAUGACAUUGGAAAAAUUCUUGCGUUCUAUGACGAACCACAUUGGUCUGUUUGUGGCGACACCUUCCCAGUGGGUUGUUUGCCCGAUAGAAGUAUUGCAUUCGGAAUCGAGAGCUUCGAACACAAUCGAGACAUGGGAAACCCAAAUUAUGCUUCAGAGUUCGGACAGUACGAAGCCAACUGUGGUUUAGGAAAUCUAAUGAUGUCAUGGGGCCACGAUGAAUACUUCUACCAAGUUCUUCGUCACAAUGGAUGCACUUUGCCACAACAGGCUAUGGAUAUAAUACGGUUCCAUUCUUUCUACCCAUGGCACGACUCGGGAGCUUACAGGCAUUUAACAACAGCCGACGAUGAAGAGAUUCUGCAAUGGACAAAAGAAUUCAAUAAAUACGAUCUUUACAGCAAAUCUGACAAUCUUCCCGAUAUCCAUGCCCUGAAAACAUAUUACCAAAACUUGAUCGAUCAAUACUGCCCCGGAAAACUUAGAUUUUAAGCCAACACAUAAAUUUUCUAAAGCAAUUUGGUAUCGUAAACUUAGAGCAAGAACUCCAUAGUUAGUAAAUACUGAGUUAUU
Molecule: messenger RNA, 1155 nt
Organism: Symsagittifera roscoffensis
Lineage: Eukaryota; Metazoa; Xenacoelomorpha; Acoela; Convolutidae
Product: inositol oxygenase-like
Exons: 1
Coding region: 232-1074 (280 amino acids)
Biological process (GO): inositol catabolic process
Cellular component (GO): cytoplasm
Molecular function (GO): iron ion binding; inositol oxygenase activity
Source: RefSeq, a predicted model, not a curated record